This is a messenger RNA of Effrenium voratum, 3726 nucleotides long. The record is from the annotation of a GenBank genome assembly. Lineage: Eukaryota; Dinophyceae; Suessiales; Symbiodiniaceae.
AUGUUCUGCGCCGGCGAGCCAGCCUAUGUCACUGCUGAGCACGUUUGCGAUGGCAGCAUCUUCCCCCGGGUGACGAAUUCACCUCUGCAAGACCCUGUGAAGGUGGCGGUGCGUGGUGAGAGAAUCCGGCUCUCUGUUGGCUCUGGCAAGAGGUUGGACAUGGAUCUCGACGGGCAUGAUUCGAACUGUGGCAGCACGGAGGAUGGAAGUGACCAUGAUACCUUUUCGUUGGGAUCAUCAGGCUCCAAUUGCGCCAGCACUGCCAAAAGCGAUGAGAUGGAAUACAAGUCCGGAAAUGGCAUGCAUCAUGCCCCAGCGAGCGACAUCAAAGCAGAGUCGGCAGCUAUAGAAAGGACUGCGGAGGACACAUCGAGUCAGCACACGAGUUCCGCGAGUCUUUCUCCGUGUCGCUGGCACAAGUCUGCCAGCACUGUCGGGUCCAUCUCUGCAGAUGGUCAUGUUUUCACGAAGACAGCAAGUGGUCAGAAGGUUGUCAUGAAUGAUCGUGGCAUGCCCAUGGAGCUUAGCUCCAUAUGCAUGGUCUUUGACUCCACACUACGUUGCCGAGGCGUUCAUACAUACCACUAUUGCAUCCUCAACGGUGAGCUCGGAGCUGCCGAUGGUGCCGGCUUUGUGUUUGACUCCAAAGUACGCCGCAAUAACAUCCAGCAGAUGCGCACGGUCUUUCUGAACAAGCGCGGCGUGAUUUGCAUUCGCGAUCGGCAGAAUGUUCGCAAGUUGAAAGCCCAGCUUCCUCCUUUGGAGCCUGGCUUGUGCCUCACCAUGACUGUGGACCUGGACAACCUGCAGAUGCAGUUUGUGAUCUCAUCGAACGAAGGCAUUGGCGGCUAUGCAGAGGUAAGCUUGGAGGGUCUCUUUGACCUCAGCAUGAAGGCCUCGUUCCAGAGUGGCUUUUUCUGCGCUGUGGUCACCAAAGAGAUCAGCGUAUCACUGUGGUGCAACUUGAUGGCAAUGCACAAGGGGGGCGGCGGAAGGCUGCCUCGGCCCUGUGAGCCGGUCCGAGGCGUGGGCGUCCCGGCCAAGCGACUCAGCCGCCAGUAUGGCUGCUCCGAAGAUGAGGUGGAACGGAGCCUUUCAGUCUUCAACCUCGCGGACCGGUCCGGUGACGGCUUCAUCAUGCGGGAGGAAUUCAGCGAACUGGUGGAGCGGACACUCAAGGUGGAGCUCACGCCUGAGGAGCUGGAUCGCUACUGGCAGGACAUUUGUCCAGAAAACGGGCCUCAGCGAAUUGGCUUCGACGAGUGGUUUGGAUGGGUGCGCCGCAACUACUUGCCCUUUCAAGAGCUCACGGUUGAGGCGCCUGUGCCAGAAAGCUACGAGCUGGUGACGAGUGCUCUGGGCGUGGCGUUGGCCGUCUACGUCUUGGGCCACCUGGAUGCCGUGGCUUCCUUCGGGGGCUUGGGCGCCAAACUCACGCUGUGGGCACCUCCGCUAGGCUCAGUCGUGGUGCUACUCUUUGGGCCUGGCCUGCAGGGACGCCGAGGUGCCUUAGGAGACACGGAAGCCGUCAGAACGGUGCUGGUCGCGUGCUUUGGCUGUGCCUUGUGCGCGCUCCUUGCGCUCUACACCCUGGGGGGCGAGGACCCCUCGCUGACCCGCGCCGCCGCGGCCAGCGGGUCCCUGCUGUGGAUGCGCGCCACAAGGAGCCUCUUCGCGCCCGCGGGGGCCUUUGCCACACUGGCGGUGGACGAGUCCUUGCUGCAUCUGCCGGAAGUCCGUGACUUGCAGUGGGUGCUGGAAGGCGUGCAGGUGAUUGUGGUGCCAGCGAUUUGUGGGUCCCUGUUCCUCUUCGCCGCCCAGUCGGCGGCUGUGUGGCUGCGAAAGAGCUUCGCCCUUCAGGAGCCGCUGUCGCUUCAGGACAGCUGGCUGCUGGGGGAGCUGCGAAACACCUUCCCUUCUCUGCCCAAGCAGGAACUCUCCAAGUUGCUGAAGGAGGCCGAGGAGGUUUUCUAUCCGCCCAAAGCGGCGCUGACUGAGCAAGGCACUGUGAACGACUACCUGUGGCUUGUGAUCUCUGGCAAGCUGUUGGUGGAUGUGAGCGGGCAGGUGGCAUCGACUCUGGAGCGCAAGGCCAUAAUUGGAGAGGUCACCUUCCUGGAUCCCCGCGACAAGCUUGCAACUGCGACCGUGUAUGCGGCGCCCAACGGCGCCCGAACCCUGCGCUGGUCGCAGCAGCGCCUGCGCGAGUUUUGCGCGGUGGAAAACAGCCUCGGCGAGAGGCUGCUGUCGGCCAUCUCAGAGGAGCUCAUCGAGAAGAUGGUGCGUGGCCGCGGUGCUGGCCGGAGAUCACCAGAAGAAUCCUUGCGACUUCUAACGCAGCUGCGCAGAACUUUUCCUCAACUGGGUACAGCGGAGGUGCCACGCUUUCUCAAGGCGGCGGAAAGUGUAUCCUACACCCAGAACAGCUGCCUCACCAAACAGGGGGAAGAGAACAAGUACCUGUGGCUUGUUCUCUUUGGGACCCUGACAGUCACUGUCGAUUCUCAACUGGUGGCUCAAUUAUCUGACGGCGCUCUGAUUGGGGAGGCCACAUUCUUGGGCUUUGCAGAACAAGGUAGGGCGACCGCGACAGUGAGAUCAGAGGAGGAGUGCCUCACUCAGCGCCUGUCUCAGCGAGAGCUGCAGCUGUUGAGCGUAACCUUCCAAGGUGCCUCGAGCAGCUACCAGCCGAUGCAGCUCAACUCAGUUCCCACGGAAUUCGAGUGCGACAACUUCAUCGGCAGGUGCAUGCUGUUGCACAGGCCGGCGUGGAGCUACGAUGAUGCCGAGCCACAAGAUCUGGCACAGGCGCACUACCCGUACAAGGAGCAUUUCCAUGGUCGCAAGCGGCUAUGGGAGUGGCGAAUACAGGGCCGCUUCAAGCGAAGGCCUGGCGUGUUGUAUUGCGGCGUGGAGCUGGAGAGGUAUGUACCGGUGAACUUCACCACACGUACUCUGAUGCGAGGCAUCAUUCCGCUCGUUCAGGGCGCUUUGCAGUGCAAACAGAUCCGGCAUGAGAUCGGGAAGGAGAAUGAUCCUUCGUUUCGGCCCACGGUGGUGGCACCAAUAUGGGCUGCCGACAACACGCUGAUACACGAGGAUCCAAGCGCCGCUCCGAACAUCGCUGACAUUAGCUUACCAGCUGGCUACAGCCGCAAGGCUGCCAGACACUUCUGGGAUGAAGUUUGGAACGGAGGCGGCCCUUCCUUUGAGGUGUCUGGCGGGCCAAUUUUCACCUUUGCGAUUUGGGGGCCAGCGCAGCUCCUGGACUUGCGCGCCUGGGUCUUCCGGAAAUUGCCACUGAUGUGGGGCCGGAGCUUAUCGCUUGAGCCUUUUGUGGGUAAACAGCCGGUGCACGCGGUGAUCUACGAGCUGUGCGGUCAAGAUGCUGAAGCAGAGCAUCAUCAGGCGCACAAGGCUUACGUCAUGGAUGUCCGCGUCAUGCCAGAGGCAUUGUGGUCGAGCUUCGCGAUGGGCGAGGAGACAAGCAGCUUGGUCCCCUCGCCCGUAGACUGCGAGAACCCGCUGAUCAAGCGCUCCCCGUCUUGUGACUCCUUCUGCUCUGCGCUGUCUGAACUGGAGGACACAGAGGAUAGGCGUGGUCUUCUAUCUCCAGUCUCUGAUCUUCCACUGCCCUUAGUCAGGCAGAAUAGCGAAGUGCGAUGGCGGUUGGAUCUUCGAGCAUGCUGCAGGCGAAGAAGAAGAAACAAUUUCCUGCUGGACUAG